AUGGCAGAUAAAGGAUCGGCAGAACCAAGUAAGAAUAUAGAGGAAGAUGGAACAUCAUACCCAAUACGAAAGAAGCCUCAGGUAACGGUCGAUGAUUUAUAUAGACGAUCGACACAGUAUCAGCUUUGGUCUUUCACUUCAGAAUCAUUACAAGAAGCUAAACAGAAGAUAAAUGAAAAGGGCAGACAGCACGCAAUCGAGGAAUUUAAUAAGGCUCUCUUGAAACUCAAGUCAGGAUCUAAGGAGAAUGUUGAUAAAUAUCAAGCCGAAUUAACUUCGGAGAAAUUACUAGAUCUACUUACACUAGAAGAAGAAUUAAAAUACCUAAACUUUUACUGUGAAAAUAUUAUCAAAGUGGUUAAUUCAUUCAGAAUGCCAACACAAGUGAAAGCAACGGCAGUAUCGUUUUUCAAGAAAUUUUAUUUGGUUAACUCAGUAAUGGAAUAUCAUCCUAAGAACAUAUUAUACACCUGUGUUUUCCUAGCAGCUAAGUCUGAAAAUUACUUCAUGUCCAUAGAAUCAUUUUGUAAGGCACUCCCGAAGACAGAACCAAAGGAUGUUCUCGAUUUAGAAUUUAUAGUCCUACAAUCUUUGAAAUUCACGUUGUUAGUCCACCAUCCAUUCAGACCAUUAUAUGGGUUUUUCCUUGAUUUCCAAGCAGUAUUAUUACAUCCUUCCCCCUUAAUGUACGAUGUCAAUAUCGAUACAAUUGGUGGAAUGUAUGAUAAAGCCAAAAAGUGGUUAAGUGAUUAUGCAUUGUUAAGCGACGUUGCAUUUCUUUUCUCACCACCACAAAUUGCCCUCGCUGCUAUGUAUGAUAUUGAUAAGAGAAUAACGGAUAGAUAUUUAAAAAAAAAAUUCUUAUCGGAACACCAUUAUGACGAAGAAAAUACUCAGGUAAAACUCGAUACGAUUAAAGAAGAUCCAGAACUGAAGGCUGAUAAUUCGGCAGUGGAUAACACCGUUAAAGAUAAUGACAAAGAGACAGAUAUGACACCGAUGGAAAUACAUCAGGACAAAGAAAAUCUAGAGGCUAAAACAGAAGAUAAUUCUAAGAGUGAUAUACAUAAAAUGCAAAGAGAACAAUAUGAAACUUUGGUUAGAACGAUAAGGAAAUGCAUUAAAAUAGCUAAACAAAUACCACAAACUUCUCGGGAGGAAAGUGCGAAAGUCGACAAGAAGUGUUUCUUCGCAUUAAACCCUAGUAGAUUGUUGAAGAAGAAGCUCAGUAAAUUGACUACGGGCAAUGAUGCUACCCCAGUUCCAGCUUCAAGCUGA
Debaryomyces hansenii CBS767 is the source of this 1278-nucleotide messenger RNA. Its product is annotated as TFIIH complex kinase subunit. The coding region runs from base 1 to 1278 and encodes 425 amino acids. NCBI's taxonomy places the organism in Eukaryota, Fungi, Ascomycota, Pichiomycetes, Serinales, Debaryomycetaceae. Gene Ontology annotation, molecular function: cyclin-dependent protein serine/threonine kinase regulator activity. Gene Ontology annotation, biological process: regulation of cyclin-dependent protein serine/threonine kinase activity; regulation of transcription by RNA polymerase II. The record is from RefSeq and is a predicted model, not a curated record. The transcript has a single exon. Gene Ontology annotation, cellular component: nucleus; transcription factor TFIIK complex.